CUUCCGAUGACUGAUUUUAUUCUUCCAGUCUGACAAUCGCAUGUCCACGAGACAUACGCCUUGUGUGAUUUUGAUCAUACAUAACCGUUUAUUCUUGUCGUCUCUAUGUACUGAACGAGUCAAAAACAUUUACUUUCAUGCCAGCCCCUCAUCCAUGCCAAAUUAAACAAUAACACCACUCGAUGUCAACGAGGGCACUCCCAUCGGCAAACAUCCACCUUGACCAUCGAGGGUCAAUAGCGUUCAGAUAAUUCUAAAAAGCAAUGCGUCAAUAGCUACACAUCGCCUCAUUUACACCUGCCCCGCGCUGCACUCAACGCGACCCUGUCCUCCCUUCCCCCGCCACCUAUUUCGUCUGAAAUCGGCCGCAGGUUUACCACCUACAACACCAACACAAUGGAGAGACCAACCAAAAGGCCCCGUUUAUCCAUGGCCGAGGAGCUAGAGGAUGGUUUAGACGACGUAAACUUGCAUGAAGCACGCGAACAGAAUGAUCUACGCCUCAAAUCGAUUUUCGAAGGCAUCUUUGAGAAAUACGGGAAGGAUUUCAGCGAGGUGGGCGAUGAAAUUGACCUAGAGACUGGGGAGAUUGUGGUAAAUAAUGGUCAUCUCAACGGGAUAGAGGGCGAGGACGAUACUGGCGAGAAUGGAUCUUGGCGUCUGGAGCCGGACUUGUCUGCUUCAUUGGGCCGCGAGGCAGACGGUACUACAUUCAGCGACGUGACGCAUAUCGACGAGACUGAAACUGGCGGUGAAGAGGGACGAGGUGACGGAGCAUCACAAAAUUCGUGGGAUGAUACCAAGCCAUGGGAGAGAAUAUCACAUGAGGCUGCUGAUCUCGCGGAUGUGGAUGUCGACCCAGAAGACGACGACGACGACGAUGACAGAUCCAGUGUGGAUUCGUUACUGGACAAUGCACUAAGUAUUCAGAAUGGCCCUGACGAUCCUUUUGGGUGGAAGUCCGCGGAUACAAGGAACCAUCCAGCCGAAAAAGCAAAUACGGCAUUUGAAACAUCCACUCAUCAUCCACACAUUUCCAAUACCAGACCCGAGCCAGUGGAGUCAAUAUGGCGCAUUCCUGAAAUAAGUGGACGAUUUUCGACGCCAACUGCGGAUAGAGCACGUCCCAAGCCCACCUUCAAGAACGUCAUACGGUCUGCAUCGCCGCCGGGAGCAGGGUCGUUGUGGGCACUUCCUGGGAAGUCCCGGAGAAAUACGGACUCUUCGAAGAAGAAAGAGCCAAAGAGCGAAAAGAAGCCUGCGCCUGCACCUGCAACUAUACCUACACCUGCAACUGCACCUGCCAAGCGGAAAUUCACCCAUUCGAGUCCCAUCGUACGCGACUGGUCCUUUGCAGAAACCCCAGAUGGAAGCGAAUCCGACGAUCCAUUGCAGGAAGACUGCGAGCCGUCGCCAACGAAAAAGGCCAUGCAUAUCAGGGGGAAACGAUUAAAAAUGGAAAGCCCAACUCGUGCAGAAAAGCAAUGCCGCUACUGCAAGAAGUCCUUUACCAAUGCCGAUUAUGACGCCCAUGUUAAGUCAAUUAUUGUCUCUGAUACCCCGGAUGGCUUGCAUGAUAUUACAAAACUUGAGAAGGAACUAGGUGUGGUCGGUGACGGUACAGCCGUGAAGCCCCCUGCUCAAAGCAUGAGACAGACACAUAACAUGGUUCAUGGCAAGACCACCAAGCAUGGAUCCAGUAAACCUUCGUCCACGGUGGAUGCGGUGGAUCAGGCCUCUACUCCCAGAAGUAACAAGCGUGGCAGAGUAAUCAUGACGCCAGAUGAAGCGAAAUUGAUAUUGAAUAUGCGACUAAUCCAGAAGAAGACGUGGAAAGACAUCCUCGACCACUUCCCUGACAGAAACAUCUUCAAUCUUAUCAAUUGGAACCAGUACCAUUGGGCUCACCGGUCUAUGCAUCCACCUCGACUUUCUGGCCCUUGGUCCCGGGCAGAAAAAGAGAAACUGAAUAAUCUCGCGAAUCAGAAAGGUCUCACAUGGUCUGGCAUCCGAAACGAGUUUCCUGGUCGCUCGCAUGCAGAGAUUGAAAUUGAACUGCUGCGAUUCUGGGCUUCAGGGGAGGGUUUCAAGACUGAACAUUCUGCCAGGUCAAAGAUUCCUGCGAAAUUAGAGUCCGUUGGCGGCGAAAAUGCCGUUCCACCCCAGAAGCCCUCUGGAGAAACUCAUAGUCCAGUGGACGUGGCAGUAAAACAACAUUCCCCUCACGAUCUUAUAGAAAUCCCAGAAACGCCUCCAACGGUAUUUCCUUCAGCAGAAAAGAAGCCUGAAGAAAGUCACGAUAGCAGCGAUGCGAUCCAAAGCAAGAAAUCACCAGCUUUCCACAUAUUGGCACCACCACUCACCGGUUGA
This is a messenger RNA of Aspergillus wentii DTO 134E9, 2370 nucleotides long. Its product is annotated as Myb-like DNA-binding domain protein. The transcript has 2 exons. The coding region runs from base 397 to 2370 and encodes 657 amino acids. Gene Ontology annotation, cellular component: nucleus. Gene Ontology annotation, molecular function: protein heterodimerization activity; histone binding. The record is from RefSeq and is a predicted model, not a curated record. Lineage: Eukaryota; Fungi; Ascomycota; Eurotiomycetes; Eurotiales; Aspergillaceae.